AUGGCUGCCUAUAAGCGUAUCCAAUUUGAAGAAAUCCCAACAUCCCCUCUUGGAAAAUGUGUUGAUUUGGCCAGUUCUGCUCUUGGUAGUACCAUCGUAGCUGUAACCGAUGAAUUCUUUGCACCUGCCACAAACAUGAUUAACCCGGCACCACCCGUUCAUGCUCCUGGAAAGUUUAUUGAUACUGGUGCAUGGAUGGACGGCUGGGAGUCGAAGCGUCACAACCCAACUUAUGAUUGGGCAAUUAUUAAACUCGGUUUCUCAGGCUCAUUCCGAGGAUUUGAUAUCGAUACCCAUUAUUUUACUGGUAACCAGGCACCUGCUGCGUCUGUUGAGGCUGCAUUUGUACUCGAUGGCGAUGUCCAGAGCAAGGACACCAAGUGGACCGAAAUCCUGCCCCGCGUAGAUCUUCCCCCGAGCUGUCACAAUGUCUUCUUGCUCGAAAAAGAAACCGCCGUCUACACCCAUCUCCGUCUCAACAAUUUCCCCGACGGCGGCAUUGCUCGUUUCCGUGCCUAUGGCAACGUCAGUCCCAUCUGGCCCCAAGACACAUCUGCAAUUCUUGAUCUUGCAUUUGUUGGAAACGGCGGUCGCGCAGUCGAUGUCAGUAACCAGCACUACACCCCUGGAAGCAACCUUUUGUUGCCCGGUCGCGGACAGAACAUGGGAGACGGCUGGGAGACAAAGCGUUCGCGUGUGCCCGGCCACUCUGACUACGCCGUCAUCCGUCUUGGCGACAAGGGCCACUUGUUAAAAGCCGAAAUCGAUACCUCUCACUACAAAGGAAACUACCCCAACAAGAUCCUUUUGGAAGCAACCAACGUAGGCAACGACGAGGUGCCCGGUCCAGAUGCCCAGUGGACCACUCUUAUUCCAAAGUCCAGCGUUGGGCCUCACAACCUGUUUUACUUUGACUUGCCUCAUUCGGACAAAGUAUUCACUCAUGCCAAGAUUACCAUUAUCCCCGAUGGUGGUCUGAAACGUGUUCGUCUCUAUGGUGUUCGUGAAGGUGGAAAGAUCCCAGCUCUUCCUAUUUCCCUUCCAAAAUUGUAA
Phycomyces blakesleeanus NRRL 1555(-) is the source of this 1053-nucleotide messenger RNA. RefSeq lists its product as hypothetical. The record is from RefSeq and is a predicted model, not a curated record. Gene Ontology annotation, biological process: allantoin catabolic process. The transcript is spliced from 6 exons. Gene Ontology annotation, molecular function: allantoicase activity. The coding region runs from base 1 to 1053 and encodes 350 amino acids. NCBI's taxonomy places the organism in Eukaryota, Fungi, Mucoromycota, Mucoromycetes, Mucorales, Phycomycetaceae.